AAAUCGCGUCGAAAGCGAAGUAUACGGCAAUUAGUGAACAAUGAUUUCAAUACAACCCUAAAACAUAUAACAAUUCCUAGAACUUCAGGCACUGAGGGAAAUAAAAUAGUGAGAAAUUAUAUCAUAAGUCAAAUGCGAGACUUGGGUUGGAAUGUAAGCGUCGAUUCCUUUGAUGAUAAGACUCCGUACGGAUCGAAACAUUUCUCAAAUAUAAUCGCUACUAAUAACGAAAAUGCUUGCAAACGGGUAUCCAUUGCCUGUCAUUACGAUUCAAAGUAUUUUCCACUCUUUGAUUUUGUCGGUGCAAUAGAUUCAGCCGUUCCCUGUGCUCUACUCAUCCAUUUGGCGGCACUUCUUCGUCAUGAAUUGGACAGACAUAGGGCUCAGAAUCUCAAUCCAAGCCUUCAAUUCAUAUUCUUUGACGGCGAGGAAGCCUUUCAUUUGUGGUCUGCUAAGGACUCGCUAUACGGCGCCAGACAUUUGGCCGAAAAAUGGCAUAAAACUCAAGUUAAGAAUACAGGGAAUUGUCAUUUGGAUAACGAGUUGCAGAGAAUGACAGCACUUAUCCUAUUGGAUCUAAUCGGCGCUAAUAACAUGAAAUUUAAUAAUUUUUUCGCAAACACUAGUUAUUUGUACUUAAAAUUAAUGGCAAUUGGUAAGAGCUUCAUGUUUACACACAUUAUUUCAAAUACGGUUAACAAACAAAUUAAAGCAUAUCUCACAUUCAUUUGCAAUUUAUCGAUCGACAAAGAGAUCCCAACUAAGCAGUACAACAACAAUAGAAAUCAAUUAUUCCCAUCGAGUCAGGUAUACAACUAUGGGAUACAAGACGAUCACGAGCCAUUCCUCAAGAAAGGGGUACCUAUUCUUCAUCUCAUAACAUCCCCAUUCCCUCCGGUUUGGCACCAGGAAGACGAUGACAUCGAUCAUCUCGACUUUUACUCAAUUAAUAUAUUUGAAAAUAUUUUUUACGAUUUUUUAAAAUCUGUAAUCCGAGGCUAA
This is a messenger RNA of Oppiella nova, 1002 nucleotides long. NCBI's taxonomy places the organism in Eukaryota, Metazoa, Arthropoda, Arachnida, Sarcoptiformes, Oppiidae. The record is from the annotation of a GenBank genome assembly.